UUGAACCAAUGAGAGGCAGACAUCUGUUCACUCGAGCAACUCCGAAAUUGCUUUCCCUUCCUUGUCAUUCAAUGAAAUCACAAGACAUUACCUGGAAGAGUCUCUUUUGAGGACAACGUUUAAGCUUUAGGCGGUCAAAAUGCAGGUCUUGGGAUCAUUCGCGAUAAUUCUGUCCAUAUUUUCUGUUCAUUCUACCGUUUAUUUCCAAGAACAAUUCCUUGAUGGAGAUGCCUGGAAGACUCGCUGGCUGGACUCUAAGCACAAGGCAGACUACGGAGAGUGGAAACUGACAGCUGGUAACUUCUAUGGAGAUGCUGAGAAGGACAAAGGUCUACAGACGAGCCAGGACGCCCGUUUCUAUGCCGCAUCGGCCCGCUUCGAACCCUUCAGCAACGAGGGGAAGACUCUGGUGAUUCAGUUCACUGUGAAACACGAGCAGAAAAUUGACUGUGGUGGCGGUUAUGUCAAGGUGUUCCCCUCCACCCUUGACCAGGCUGAGAUGCACGGAGACUCCCAGUACUACAUCAUGUUCGGCCCUGACAUCUGUGGCUACAGCACCAAGAAGGUCCACGUUAUCUUCAACUACAAGGGCAAGAAUCACCUCAUCAAGAAGGAAGUCAAGUGCAAGGAUGAUGAGCUGACCCACCUGUACACGCUGAUCCUGAACCCAAACCAGACCUACGAGGUGAAGAUCGAUAAUGAGAAGGUUGAGUCAGGCACUCUGGAGGAGGACUGGGACUUCCUGCCGGCUAAGACCAUCAAGGACCCCGAGGCCAAGAAGCCCGAGGACUGGGACGACCGCCCCAAGAUGGACGAUGCUGAAGACACCAAGCCAGAGGACUGGGAUGUGGCUGAGAACAUCCCUGACCCUGAUGCCAAGAAGCCUGACGACUGGGACGUGGACAUGGAUGGAGAGUGGGAGCCGCCUGUGAUCACCAACCCAGAGUACAAGGGAGAGUGGAAGCCCAAGCAGAUUGACAACCCUAACUACAAAGGAGCCUGGGUCCAUCCUGAGAUCGAUAACCCAGAGUACGCCGCUGACUCUAACAUCUACAAGUUUGAUGACAUCAGUGUCCUGGGCCUGGAUCUGUGGCAGGUGAAAUCUGGCACAAUCUUUGACAACUUCCUGGUCUCAGAUGAUGUGAAGGAAGCAGAGGAGUUUGGAGCUGAGACAUGGGGUGUUACUAAGGAGCCAGAGAAGAAAAUGAAACAGGAGGAAGAUGACAAGAAACGUAAAGAGGAAGAUGAGAAAAACAAAGAACAAGCCACUGAGGCAGAAGAGGAAGGUGAGGACGAGGAAGGUGAGGACGAAGAGGAGGAGGAGGAGGAGGAGACUCCAGAGGAAGGAACUGAGGAAGAAGAGGUUCCAGAGAAAGAUGAGCUAUAGGCUGGCUUGGACACGAGUGUCUGUGAAUCCCAAUUCAACCCCUAGCCACUACAUCCUAGUCUCUGGUGUAGAUCUGAGAGAUUCAAGAAGGAUGUCCACAAUUUGACUACAAUUCCAACAGAGGGCAAGAUUGAUCUGCCAAUUAUGCAAUCCUCUGAGAUCUACACAAGUACCUAUGAGCUAGGGGUUGAUUUGUGAUUUAGGGUGUGUGUCCCGCUCUGGCUCUACUAACCAGGGAGUUAACAUGGCUGCUAUGCAUCCAUCCCCUGAGAAGCCAAUGGGUCCAUUGAGAGUUAAAAGCUUUACUGAAGUGUAUCCCAAAUGACACCCUACCUCUGAUAUAGUGCAGUUUUGACCAGGACCCCUGGGUAAAAGUAUUGCUAUAUAUAAUAUAUUAUAGGUGAUCGGGUGCCAUUUGGGAUACAGAUUGGGUGGUAUUGGACUUAGUGAUUCACACGUCAGCUUGUAUGUUUUAUAGUUGAUUUUUGUUUCCCUUAUCCAGAUAUGACAUUCAUAGGUCCUCCCAAUCCAGUACGUCAUGCUUAAUUGUGUAGUGUGUUCAGUGUCUUUAUAUCCAACAGCAGUUAAUUUACUUUUGUACCAUGUAACAUAUUUCCAUUGGCUCUGCCAUUUUCUUUUCCGACUCAACUUAACACACCAAGAUGUUCUCUGCUCUGACGUGAUUCACAAAGUCACUGGUUGUCAUCGUUUGGAAAUAAAUUGGUUCUUGUACCACUGAAUGUUUUGUAAAGUGCAACAUGUUUCUCAACGUGCCUUCUCAUCCGACCUGGCACUUUGUCAUUCACAUCAGCUCAUUGUUAUUCUACUGUGUUCUCAUUACAUCAAUUUGUUUCGCGCUGAAUUUUCCUCACUUGUUUGUUUGUCUUUACUGUUUGUUUCCAUACGUGUUCAAUGAGAUUACAUGCUUGGCCAAUUAAAACAGUUGUUGGGUUCUCUGCGUUUUGAUGAAUAUUGUGACAGAUUAGUCAUUUAUAAAUUGUCCCUCCUGUUCAAUGCUGUGACUGUCAAAUACAGUUGGUUUCUGCUUUGAA
Molecule: messenger RNA, 2439 nt
Organism: Oncorhynchus mykiss (rainbow trout)
Lineage: Eukaryota; Metazoa; Chordata; Actinopteri; Salmoniformes; Salmonidae
Gene: calr3b
Product: calreticulin 3b
Biological process (GO): protein folding; ERAD pathway
Cellular component (GO): endoplasmic reticulum; endoplasmic reticulum membrane
Molecular function (GO): calcium ion binding
Source: RefSeq, a predicted model, not a curated record